ACCAAUAUCAAUGGCAUGUCUCUGACUUGGGUUUCAAUUGUUAAAGAAAAUAAGUAUUUAGGGUCUGUUACCGCUCUAGAUGAACUUGCAUUCAAAUAACAACUCAACCUACAACAGUUAAUCGAGUGGCUGCAUGUUGUGGCAGAAAUGAGACAGUUGCUUUUCCUUGCUAGUGCGGCAGUGCUUAUAUACAGUAUCGUUCAUGAUCCCAUCGGGAAUCCUGCUGCAACAACAAUUUUAGAACCUAAUAUAACCUGUGGAAACCUAACGUGCUAUGGACCAAAUACCGUAAGGUGCAAUCUUACAGAUCAAGAACCUUGCGAGUGCAAAGUCGGUUUCGAUGGUCCUAUGUGCGAAUCUGACUUCGACGAGUGCAAAAAAGGACACCCUUGUAGAAACAGAGGACCAUGCACCAACACAUUAGGGAGCUUCAGUUGUACAUGUCUCCAAGGAUGGGUUGGUAAACAAUGUGAAAAUGAAACGGUAGAUCCGCAGUGCAUGCCCGGAUGGAAGUUACCAAGAUGCACAACCGAUAUUGACGAAUGCAGUGAUACAUCGCUUUUUACAUGCGGCUCCCACCAGCUAUGCAAGAAUAACCAAGGCAAUUACACCUGUGUAUGCGAUAAAGGGUGGUACAGCACAGACUGCAUGCUGGACAUCGACGAAUGUGAGCAAAAUCCAUGUAAGAAUUCGGGAUCCUGUAACAAUACACAGGGCUCAUACCAAUGCCAUUGUCUCCCUGGCUGGACUGACACUAACUGUGUCACUGAUGUCGACGAAUGCGCUUCGUCUCCGUGUCUCCAUGGUGGAACGUGUCUAAACAAUAACGGUUCUUAUACAUGUUCAUGUCCUGAAGGAUGGACUGACAGAAACUGUAACACUAAUGUAAAUGAGUGCACAAUGUUUUCACCAUGUGUGAAUAAUGCAACAUGUACCGACACAGAAGGCUCUUAUGACUGCUCAUGUGACCCUAAAUGGACGGGAAAAAACUGUUCGAGCAUGAAUUAUUGUUUAUCGUCCCCAUGCUCAAACAACGGCACGUGUAACAAUCAACCGACCGGGUAUAAUUGCACUUGCUCAAGAGGAUGGUCGGAAGAGCAUUGCACAAUAGAUAUAGAUGAAUGUAAGGAGCCAAUACCACCACCCUGUUUAAAUAGUGGCAAUUGUACAAACACAAACGGGUCAUUUUAUUGUGAGUGUCCAGUGGAAUGGGAAGGCGAUGCAUGCGAAACCGAUGUGAACGAGUGUUUGACCGCUUCUUCACCUUGUUUGUACGAUACGACGUGCAACAAUACGAAAGGAUCAUUUACCUGUAUUUGUGGCAGCGGUUUAACAGGUCGCAACUGCGAGACUGAUGUGGACGAAUGUCUAACAGCGCCAUGUUUGAACAACGGGACAUGUAACAAUACUAUUGGUUCCUUCAACUGCGCAUGCGCACAGAACUGGACGGGUUCAAUGUGUGAAAUAGACCUCUUGGCGAGUUUUGCACCAUUUUCUGGUGGUGCGGGUUUUGGAACGGAGAACACGUGGGUAAUACUAGGUCCGAUUCUAGUGUGUCUCUUGAUAAUAGGGGGCCUGGUUGCUGGAAUUGUGAUCUUCAAUAAGCUGCAGUCGAUCAAAGCUCAGCAAGAAGUAGCCAAGAUUGCUUUUGAUAAAACCAAAACCCUCGAACCCACCGCCAGUGACAAGGGUGAGGCGUCCGCAUCUGACGUAAGGCCUACCGUAGCUGACAGAAUCAAGGGUACGUUCGCAGCGGGGGCCAUGCGGCUGCAGGCCCUUGGUUCCGGAUUGUUGAAUGGCAUAAAAGGACUUGUUACGCGAGAGAAUGUCAGAAAACACUCCCGGUCCUCAGUACAUUCAGCCCCAAGUGCGGAAGAUCCUCUCAUCAAUCUACGACAUCAUGUGGAAAGACAGUUUAUUAAUAUUGAGAGGUCUCGCAUUGUCAAAAAAUUCUACUUACAACACUCGAUCGCGUGGCUGCAUUUUAUGACAGACAUGAGACAGUUGGAAAGUGUGAUAUGCUUUGUUAGUGUGACGGUUCUUGUAUACAGCAUCGUUCAUGAUUCCAUCGGGAAUGUUGCUGCAACAACAACUGUAGAACCUGACGUAUCUUGUGGAAACCUGACGUGUCAUGGUCCAUUCACUGCCAGUUGCAAUCUUAUAGAACCUCAACCAUGCAAGUGCAAAGUCGGUUUCGAGGGUUUGGAAUGUAAGUCCGACGUAGAUGAGUGCAAAAAAGGAAGCCCUUGUAGAAACAGAGGACCAUGCACCAACACAGUAGGGAGCUUCAGGUGUGCGUGUCUAGAUGGAUGGGCGGGUGACCACUGUGAAAAUGAGACCGGUAGUCCACAAGAAUGCAUGCCGGGAUGGACUUUACCAAGAUGCACAACCGAUAUUGACGAAUGCAGCAAUACAUCGCUUUUUUCAUGCGGUACUCACCAGCGAUGCAAUAAUAUGCGAGGAAAUUACACAUGUGUAUGCGACAAAGGGUGGAUCGGUCUCGAUUGCAUGUUGGACAUCAACGAAUGUGAUCAGAAUCCAUGUCAGAAUUCAGGAACCUGUACUAACACGCAAGGCUCUUUUAAUUGCAACUGUCUCUCUGGCUGGACUGGCACAUUGUGUGCGACUAAUGUAGAUGAAUGCGUUGUGUCGCCGUGUAUGAAUAAUGCAACAUGUACGGACACUGAAGGCGCAUAUGCAUGUUUGUGUCACACGAAGUGGACGGGGAAAAACUGUUCGAUCGAGAAUCAUUGUUUCUCGUCUCCUUGCUCGAACAACGGCACUUGUAACAAUCAGCCGACCGGCUAUAAUUGUUCCUGCCAGAGAGGGUGGACGGGAGAGAAAUGUACAUUAGAUAUAGACGAAUGCAAUAAUCCACGGCCAGCUUGUAUGAACAAUGGGAACUGUACGAACACAGAAGGGUCGUUUUAUUGUGAAUGCCCAGUGGAAUGGGAAGGGGACACAUGUGAAACCGAUGUGAACGAGUGCUUAAGCACUUCUGCCCCUUGUAUGUACGAGUCGACGUGCAGCAAUACGAAAGGAUCGUAUUUCUGCAUUUGUGGCAGCGGUUUAACAGGUCGUAAUUGCGAGAGUGACCUAGACGAAUGUCUAACAGCGCCAUGUUUGAACAACGGGACAUGUAACAAUACCGUUGGUUCUUUCAACUGCGCAUGCACACGGAACUGGACUGGCACAAUGUGCGAAGUGGACCUCUCUGCGAGUUUUGCUCCAUUUUCCGGUGGUGCUGGUUUUGGAACGGAGAACACGUGGGUGAUAUCGGGUCCGGUGCUAGUGUGCCUUCUUGUAGUUGGGGGAUUGGUCGCUGGAAUUGUUGUCUUCAACAAACUACAGUCGAACAAAAUUCAGCACAAUAUAGCACAUUCUUCUGCUGAUAAGCCUGCAGCCAGGAGUUCAUCUGCGACUGACGUAGGUGGGACGUCCGCACCUGAGGUGAAGCCAGCGUUGGUGGACAGAAUCAAGGGAACAUUGUCGACAGGAAUGAUGCGGUUGCAAUCCUUUGGGUCUGGGCUCUGGCAGGGCAUAAAAAGACUGUUAACGCGAGUUUAAAAACUGCGAUACAGUAUUUGCUUUGUUUUUGUAUGCGGUUUACAUAUGUGUAGGUAUUUUACUGUAUAGGUACGUUUUUAGCUUAUAAUGUUCACAGUAUAAUAUUUAUGGAUGAUUAAGUCAAGUUGCAUAAUAUUAUCGUACAGCUGUUUAUAAAAAUUAUGUGUGUUUAUUGUAGACUUGUUUUCGUACAAUUAAAUCUUAUACUGAAAUACAAAGCUUACCUACAUAUACUAUUUGGAUAUAAUA
Messenger RNA from Dreissena polymorpha, 3816 nucleotides. Its product is annotated as neurogenic locus notch homolog protein 2-like. Gene Ontology annotation, cellular component: plasma membrane; protein-containing complex. Gene Ontology annotation, molecular function: calcium ion binding. The record is from RefSeq and is a predicted model, not a curated record. Lineage: Eukaryota; Metazoa; Mollusca; Bivalvia; Myida; Dreissenidae. Gene Ontology annotation, biological process: heterophilic cell-cell adhesion; establishment or maintenance of epithelial cell apical/basal polarity. Bases 148 to 3567 code for a protein of 1139 amino acids. The transcript has 15 exons.